Molecule: messenger RNA, 2403 nt
Organism: Fomitopsis serialis
Lineage: Eukaryota; Fungi; Basidiomycota; Agaricomycetes; Polyporales; Fomitopsidaceae
Product: WD40-repeat-containing domain protein
Exons: 13
Coding region: 1-2403 (800 amino acids)
Molecular function (GO): protein binding
Source: RefSeq, a predicted model, not a curated record
AUGUCCUCCUCCAUAUACAACCACAAGCACCUCCAACCCACAGGUGCUGCCACCCAGGGCCCCUCGGGCCUCCAACACAGCCAUGUCAAGCUCAACGAGUGCUUCGACACCAUCAAGCAGGAGUUUGAUGCAGUGGCGCACGAACUCGGUCACCUGCGGGGUCAGAGGGACGACUUGGACAGCAAAGUCAAUGGCCAAGUGAACGAACUCAACAUCAUUCGGCAGUCGCUCUACGAGCUCGAAGCUCAGCACAGCAAGAUCCGCGUUCAGUACGAACAAGAAAUUGCAGCACUUCGUGGCGAGCUCCAUGCCCUACGCUCCCAGGGUCGUGAACGUGAAGUCCUCGGGCUGGCCUCUCUCGGACGCGAUCGUGACCCCGCGCUGCGCGGCGAACCUCCCCUCCGCGGAGAACCCCCUCUCCGUAGCGAACCCUCCAUGCGUGGCGAACCUUCUCGCGAUCGCGAUCGGCCCGGUCCUGCGUCGGGCAUGCCUAUCAGAGGCGAUGCCAUGGGGCGUGACGGCUUGGGCAUGGGGCGACCCAGCGCAGUCCAGGGUGCAGGCGAGGGCUUGCCGCUCACCCCUGUCGGGCUGGGUAUGGGCGCGGGCCCCGGUGGUGGCGGUGGCGUGUACGACCCAUUUUAUGGACGACAAGACAGGGAACGCGAGCGAGGAGGGAUUGUGCUCAAUGACAGAGAUCGAGGCAUGAUGAACGAACGCGAGCGGAUAGAGCGAGACAGGAUGGAGCGGGAGAGGGAGCGGGAGCGCGAUCGAGAGCGAGUCGAACGCGACUCAAGGGACGUGAAGCGCGUCAAGACAGAACAACGUGUGAAGAACGAUCGCGGAGGUAAGCCACUUUCCCGCUCCUCCUUUCUCCUCUCUCUGCCGAGCACUCGAGAUAUUCAUGUUUCGUUCGUUCUCUCCUUGUGCACGCCCGCCUUGCUGCUCGUCCACGUGACCUGGCCUUCCCAUCCCUUCUCGCCCUCCAUGAACCACCCGAGCGCGCACCCACCGCAUUCGCACCAGAGUAUCUCCCUCGGCCCUGCUGUUCCUCCCUCGGGCCCUCAGUCGACGCCGGGGUCCGGCCCAAACGUUAACCCACUCGCCACGCCGACCUCCGCGAAUCCCAACCCCCCUGGGCCAAACAGCCAAAACGGCAUGAACGCGAGCGUCAACGGCCGAGAUCCAGGAGCAAGCAACGCGAACACUGGUGCCACGCCGAAGCUUCCCCCAGCGCCCGCCGCAUCGAUGCAGGUUGAUUUGAGCAUGGAUCCGAUGGCCGUCCCCGCCGAUCUCAAGAAGGAAGGCACCGAUUGGUUCGCUAUCUUUAACGCCAACGCGGGCAAGGAGGGCAAGAAACGGGCACUGGACGUCAGUCUCCAGCACACACUGAUGCACGAGAGCGUUGUAUGCUGUGUCCGCUUCUCAGCAGACGGAAAGUUCCUUGCUACGGGAUGCAAUCGGACCGCACAGAUUUACGACACGAAGACGGGCCUCAAAACAUGUGUUCUCGUCGACGAGCAGGCCAGCAAGACGGGUGAUCUGUACAUUCGCAGCGUGUGCUUCAGUCCUGAUGGCAAGUUGCUCGCCACGGGUGCGGAAGAUAAACAGAUUAGGAUCUGGGACAUCGCCACCAAACGGAUACGCAACGUCUUCGACGGCCAUCAGCAGGAGAUCUACUCGUUGGACUUCUCCAAGGACGGACGACUCAUCGUCUCUGGGUCUGGCGAUAAAACCGCACGGAUAUGGGACAUGACGGAGCGGACUCCCUGCAAAAUUUUGUCCAUCAACGAAGACACAGUCGAUGCAGGCGUCACCUCAGUAUGCAUCUCUCCGGACGGCCGCCUGGUCGCCGCGGGCUCGCUCGACACGAUCGUGCGAAUCUGGGACGUCGCAACGGGCGCGCUCGUCGAGCGCCUCAAGGGCCACCGCGACAGCGUGUACAGCGUUGCCUUCACACCCGAUGGCAAGGGCCUUGUCAGUGGCAGCCUCGACAAGACCCUCAAAUACUGGGAUCUCCGUCCGAUCUUGCGGGGCCCGGCGGGCGCUCUUACCCCGGGUAAGAACGGCGUUAAAGAGGGCGGAGAGAAGGGGAGCUUGUGCACGAUGAACUUCACGGGGCAUAAAGAUUAUGUGCUUUCUGUUGCGGUCUCGCAUGAUGGACAGUGGGUAGUGUCGGGUUCGAAGGACCGCGGGGUGCAAUUUUGGGAUGCGAAGACUGCGACGGCCCAUUGCAUGCUGCAGGGCCAUAAGAACUCUGUAAUUUCCAUCGAUCUCAGCCCAGCAGGUAGUGUCCUGGCAACGGGCAGUGGCGAUUGGCAAGCAAGAAUAUGUCUGUACAUCUUUGGAGUUACACCGCGCUAUAACGGACACGACAAAUCCUUUACUUCUCAUCGUUAUAUCUAA